Messenger RNA from Talaromyces rugulosus, 897 nucleotides. RefSeq lists its product as uncharacterized. Bases 1 to 897 code for a protein of 298 amino acids. NCBI's taxonomy places the organism in Eukaryota, Fungi, Ascomycota, Eurotiomycetes, Eurotiales, Trichocomaceae. The record is from RefSeq and is a predicted model, not a curated record. The transcript is spliced from 4 exons.
AUGUCGAACCUAUUGCACAAAGUCAAAGACGCCGUCACCCACGACAAGCCCAGUCACUCAUCUAACACCGCACAAUAUGAUCCAAACAUCGGCAACCAGGCAGAUUCUCGUGUCGACAAUUCCUUCAAGGGAACUUCUGGAACUACCGGAACUACUACCGGCGUAGGCGGUGCCGGUGCCGGUGGAGUGUCUUCGGCUACCCCUUAUAAAAACACCACCACAUAUGGCCGGCCAUCUGAAUACGACAACACUCGCUCAACCAAUGCUGGCCCACACACCUCGAACAUCGCCAACCAGGUCGACCCCCGUGUUGACGCCACCCGAGGCCAACAUGGCACCACAGGCGUGACCUCUGGUGGCUACAGCAACCCCAAUACCGGCCUUCGUGGCUCCAACGUGGCCAACACGACCGACCCUCGUGUGGACAGCAACCGCAACAACUACGGAACCACAGGUGGAAUUCCCAGUGGCUAUAACAACCCCCAUACGACUAACGCUGGCCCCCAUGGCUCGAACGUAGCCAACGUGGUAGAUCCCCGUGUUGAUAGCGAUCGCAGCAAAGUUAGCACCGCCGGCGGUGUGACUUCGAGCGGUAUUGCUCCUGGCGACACGGCUUCUGGUGGUAUAAGCUCUGGCGGUUACAACGUCGGCAACCCUCACUUGGCUAAUGCCGAGCCGAAUUCUGCUAGCAGGACAGAUCCUCGCUUUGGUUCUUCUGACCGUAACCUCAGGUCUGGUGUUGCACCGGCUGGCAGCAGCUACACAUCCCCUGGAAGCGGCACUACCCAAAAUACCGCUGGUCCUCACAACUCCGACUUGUUGAACAAGCUUGAUCCCCGUGUCGAUUCAAACUUGGACAAUAGCCGCACCAUUGGUCGCGAUGCUACUCGAUCCUAA